This is a messenger RNA of Williopsis jadinii, 618 nucleotides long. RefSeq names its product phosphoglycerate mutase. Gene Ontology annotation, cellular component: cytoplasm; cytosol. NCBI's taxonomy places the organism in Eukaryota, Fungi, Ascomycota, Saccharomycetes, Phaffomycetales, Wickerhamomycetaceae. The record is from RefSeq and is a predicted model, not a curated record. Gene Ontology annotation, molecular function: phosphatase activity.
AAUACCGACCCUUCAGUGACGAGAUUCUUCUUCAUCAGACAUGGCCAAACAGACCACAAUGUCAAGAAGAUCCUUCAAGGCCAUUUGAACACAGAUUUGAAUAGCGAAGGACACCAACAGGCUGUCAAGCUAGCAGCUGCCCUCAGGUCAUUCCCUUUCGAAAGGAUCUACUCAUCUGAUCUGAAGAGGUGCCAGGAUACUGCCAAUACAUUGGCAAAUGGUCUUGAUUCUCCACAGAAAAUCAUCUUCACCCCGGAGCUGAGAGAGAGACACAUGGGAGUAAUCCAAGGAAUGCACAUUGAUGAUGCGAUUGCACACGGUGAGAAACACGGUAAACACUAUAGAGAGUUUGGUGAAACCACAGACGAGUUCACAAACAGACUCUCAGCUUAUAUCGAAACUUUGAAACAAGACACCAAGGGACUGAAGAACGUUGCCGUUGUUAGUCAUGGUGGUACCAUUAGAGCCGUGUUGAAGCUCUGCGGUAAAACUGAAGGUGUCGUCUACAACACGAGUGUCACCGUGAUAGAUUUGAAAGAUGAUAAAUGGGACAUCCGUGUUGUUAGUAACACUGACCACUUAGGCGCACAGUUGCACGUCACAGAUCAAAGAGUUAGA